This is a messenger RNA of Trypanosoma theileri, 1752 nucleotides long. RefSeq names its product putative histone acetyltransferase. Gene Ontology annotation, biological process: regulation of DNA-templated transcription. The coding region runs from base 1 to 1752 and encodes 583 amino acids. Gene Ontology annotation, molecular function: histone acetyltransferase activity. Lineage: Eukaryota; Euglenozoa; Kinetoplastea; Trypanosomatida; Trypanosomatidae. The record is from RefSeq and is a predicted model, not a curated record. The transcript has a single exon.
AUGCGAGAAGGGCAAAAGUGCCGCCUCGAUGUCUCCACGUGGGAUGCAUCACCGAUGAAGCACUCUGCGGCGUAUGCAACUGUUAUUGGUGUUGUUGUGGGGGAGCGACGCCACCGCGAUGACGCUUCUCGGGUGUUGUAUUACUUUCAUACGCUUCGCAUUGAACGGCCUAUUGAGAUUACCGCUGCUGAGAAGAACAGUGGGAGUAGCAGCAGUAGUCUUCUGCACUCACGUCGUGAGAAGAAGGAGGAGUUGUCUGUAGGCGCACAUGCACUUAACUCUGCUGGUGGAUUUAAGUACAGCUUCGAUGGUUGGUAUGAUGAGAUAUUUCUUUACAAGAUUGAUGAAGAGGAGUUAGAGCCACUGCAGCGGGAGUGGUGUAUGGCGAUGGAACAGAACACAUCCCCGUGUGAAUUGCUGUAUCUCUGCUACGCCAGUAGGCCCUGGUUUGAGAGUCCCUUCACAUCUCUACAGUAUAUACAAUUACCAGAUCGCCAUUUGUGUUAUUCUGUCUCUAUCUGUCAUCGCUGUUUAUCGCCCUUUGUCUCGCAGCAGCAAUUACGUGAACACCUUACCGCCUACUGCCCCCACCGCCGUCCUCCUGGUGUAUUACUCUACAACGAUACAACCUGCGGUCGACGUGUCUAUUACAUUGAUGGUGCAAAGGAACUACAUUACGGCCGUUGUUUAUCUCUACUUGGGAAAUCAUUUCUCGAGAGCAAACAGGUGGAGAAUGAUGUGGACAUUUACGAGUUCUUCGUUGUCACCGCCCCGCGGGCAUCACUGCCAUAUGUAGUUGGUGAGAUGGAUGAGUCUACAUUCCGGCAUGAGGCCGCCCACUUUGACGCGGAACACUGGGACGGUGAUGUUGUGAUUGGUUACUUCAGCCGCAUCAAACACACACCGCAGCAUUGUCUUUCCUGUAUUGUUACACUUCCAGUAUUUCAACAGCAGCGUGUGGGUUUCUUUAUGUUGGAUGUUGCCUAUCGUUUAACAGCCAUGCGGCAGUCCAUGUGUGGAUGUGAGGCGGCGUGCGGUACACACGGUGGUGCCAUUUCACGUCCCUUCUCUCCACACGGACAGGCGUUGUUGAUGUCGUACUGGCGGCAGCGCGUAACAGCAGCGUUAAUGCAACAGGAAUUACCAUCACAGAGUAUGAAUAGCAAUCACAAUCACAAUAAUAAUAAUAAUAAUAUCCAUAACAAUCAGUAUAAAGAUGAAAAUAGUCAAAAGAAGAGUCAUGAAGGAAACAAUAGUAGCGACUCGAAUGCCACCUUCUCAUUCCGUGGGCUUCACGAGAAGGUUUUGGCGGGUGGAUGUUACAUACAUGAAGAGGACUUGCGUUUCUUUGCUUAUCAUGAUGAACGCUGCUUCUACGCGCGGAUCACACCAGAUGUGCCAGUUCCUAUAGUGAAUACAAGACGCAAAGUACCACCACCAGCAGGAGGAGGAGGAUCAAAAGCAAUAAUAACAAAUACUUCUUCAGAUAAUGCUACUACUACUACUACUACUACUACUACUACUACUACUGCUAUUAUUAGUACGAAAAGUAAUGAGAAACAGGAAGAAGACGAUAACGUUGAGGACCCACUGGAAUUUAUACCACCGUCGUCUGAGUUUGUGGGUUCGCUAUUACUGUUUAAACACGAUGUGGUGUGCGGUGAGAAAAUACCGGGUGCUUUUGAUGAGCGGUUUUGGGCCCGGGAUGCCAGCGGCCGCCAUCCAUACACCCGUGCUCUAUUUCACUACUAG